Molecule: messenger RNA, 622 nt
Organism: Melitaea cinxia (Glanville fritillary)
Lineage: Eukaryota; Metazoa; Arthropoda; Insecta; Lepidoptera; Nymphalidae
Gene: Pfdn6
Product: probable prefoldin subunit 6
Exons: 1
Coding region: 211-579 (122 amino acids)
Biological process (GO): protein folding; chaperone-mediated protein complex assembly
Cellular component (GO): prefoldin complex; cytoplasm
Molecular function (GO): protein-folding chaperone binding
Source: RefSeq, a predicted model, not a curated record
UAAUGUAGGCGAGUUUCACACCCCUGCUGGAGUGGGUACUGGGUAGGACAAUUGCCAUAUCUUUUGUACUAAAAUGUCAAUGUCAAAUGUACAACAUUAAAACAUAACCUAUUGUAAGUUUUAGAUUUACUUACCUUUGAAAAUCGUUUUAUGAAUAACUCAGGUUAUAUUGAGAUUUAAAUUCACAAAACAUACAAAUUUUAUUACACAAUGGCUGAAGAAGUGCAAAAGAAAUGGCAGAAAGAGUUCGAGAUUUUCAAUAAUUUGAAAAAAGAAUACCACAAGGCUGUGGCUCAAAAGCAACAAUUGGACAGCCAAUUGAAUGAGAAUAAAGCUGUUAAAGAGGAACUUUCAUUAUUAAAAAAGGAUGCAGAUGUCUAUAAACUCAUUGGACCAGUAUUAGUUAAGCAAGACCUAGAAGAAGCAAAACAGAAUGUGGCCAAACGAUUGGAAUAUAUAAGUAAAGAAAUAAAAAGAACUGAUGGAAAUAUUUCGGCUUUAGAGAAUAAACAAGAAGCUGUUGCUGAAAAUUUAAACAAAUUAAAGAGUAACCUUGAUAGUUUAAAGAUUGCUGCCUAAUUUUUGAUAAUAUAGUGUAUAAUAAACUGUAAAUUUGUGUUAA